This is a messenger RNA of Triticum turgidum subsp. durum (durum wheat), 429 nucleotides long. Lineage: Eukaryota; Viridiplantae; Streptophyta; Magnoliopsida; Poales; Poaceae. The record is from the annotation of a GenBank genome assembly.
AUGUUGCCGCUCGUGGCUUGUCCUUGCUGCCAUGUUCGUGACACCAUUGUGUUUCGUUCGAAAUCUAUUGCCAACCCUGGACGGGUGUUCUACAAGUGCCCCAACCAUCGUGUUGGAAUGAAUCCAUGCCAGGACUACUACUGGGAAGAUGGCCCAGAUAACUAUUUUGAUUUUCUGGUUAAGAAUGGACACGUAUCUAUUGCAAGAACAGGAAGAUCUGGAGGUAUCUGUGGUCAUUCAUUGGGUGAUAUAGAAAGUGAAGAGGCAGAGGAGGAAGAAGACAGAGGUGUUGAAGUCCAGAAGAUUUGCAAUUGUGUGAUGAUUGAUGUUGUGAAGAAUCUGGAUGAGUUGAUCUGCUUAGUUAGGAUGUUCUUGUUUUGUAUUGUCACUUUGUUGGCUGUGAUGGUUUAUGUAGUGGCUCUGAAAUGA